Messenger RNA from Hordeum vulgare subsp. vulgare (domesticated barley), 1117 nucleotides. RefSeq names its product stem 28 kDa glycoprotein-like. Bases 87 to 929 code for a protein of 280 amino acids. The transcript is spliced from 2 exons. NCBI's taxonomy places the organism in Eukaryota, Viridiplantae, Streptophyta, Magnoliopsida, Poales, Poaceae. Gene Ontology annotation, molecular function: acid phosphatase activity. The record is from RefSeq and is a predicted model, not a curated record.
GCCCACCACAUGCUCUUUUCACGGUACCACCUCAAUAAGCAGAGCACCCCAAGAGUUGCUGGUAGCAGCACACACACAAACUAACAAUGGCGAUGGGAAGGAUGCCCAUACUCGUCGCCGUGGCUCUCAUGGCCGCAGCGGCCUCCUGCAGCGCAAGGGAUCCCAACAUCCGGAUGCCGAUGGCGGAGGUUGAAGCGACUGCCAUGGAUGACGCCGUGGGGCCGCACAUCCACGCGCUGCGGCCGCUGCUGGGCUCCGGCGGGCAGCUCGGGAGCCGUGGCGGCGUGCCGUGCGACAGCUGGCGGCUGGGCGUGGAGGCGUACAACGUGCGGGACUGGAAGAUGGUCCCGGCCAACUGCGAGGGCUACGUCGGCCACUACAUGCUCGGCAGCCAUUACCGGCGCGACUCCAAGGUCGUCAUCGACGAGGCCAUCGCCUACCUUGAUAGCCUCAGGCUCGCCGGCAACGGCAAGGAGGUGUGGGUGUUGGACAUCGACGAGACCAUGCUCUCCAACCUACCGUACUACGCCAUCCACGGCUUCGGGGCUAGGCCGUACAACGCGACGAGCUACCGUGCGUACGUGCGGAAGGGAAGCGCGCCCGUGCUACCGGAGACAAAGCGGUUGUACAACAAGCUGCUCGCAGUGGGCAUCAAGCCGGUGUUCCUAACAGGCCGGACCGAGGACAAGAGGGCUAUCACGGUUGCCAAUCUCCGCCGCGAAGGCAUCUAUGGAUGGAUGAACCUGCUGCUCAAGCAACCAGGGUUCAAGGGCUCCGCGGUGACCUACAAAUCUGGCGAGCGGCAGAAGCUGGUGGACGCUGGGUACAUCAUCGUCGGCAACAUCGGCGACCAGUGGAGCGACAUCCUCGGCGCCCCCGAGGGCGCUCGCACCUUCAAGCUGCCCGAUCCCAUGUACUACAUUGGCUAGGACUGCAGUCAUCGAAUGCUCGUGGUCGAAGAAUAAGCUCCAUCCUCUCAAUAAUUAUACACAUGCUCCAUGCAUGAUCACCUAUGUUGUUGUUGCUGCUUGGUUAGUUUCCUAAGUUGAGAUCAAUUGCUACUCACAAUAAAAUGUACUCCCUCCGUUCUUAAAUAUAAGUCUUUGAAGCGAUUUCA